AUGGUGGGUUUCGUACCUUCCGGAGCCAUUCCUAUAAUGGUUCCGGGAGAGUAUUGUUCUGAAGCAGUUGUGGAGUGGUCAAAUAAAGUUACCAAAGAUCAUAAUGAGAAAAACAAAUUUUCACAGUUGAAAGAAAAAGCCAAGCGCCAUCUUUCGUUCCUGGGUUGGACUUUUUGUCAGGUCAAGAAGAUGGAAAACAGGCAAGAGUUGCGUUACAUCUCACCAUCUGGACGGCGUUAUUACUCUCUGCGUACCGCUUGCAAAGCUUGUUUGGACCAAGAGAGAAUUACUACUGAACUACGGCAAUCGCCACCGCCGCCACCAUCAGCGGUGGCGAGUUCUUUGAUUCCCGAAAGCCAAGAAGACGAUGCCGUUGCUGCUGAGAUACCGAGCCCAGAGUAUCGAAAGAGAAAAGCUACGAACUUGGUUAGCGAAUCAGGUGGUAAGAUUGCUGAUUUUGGCUUGGAUAAUCCGAUGAGUGAACGAGUAGUUGUUUCUGCUGACACAGGAACCGAAGAAAGAGAAAAGAGGGUUCUAAAGGUUGUUGCGAAACGAAAAUCACGAACGAUGCUUUCCGAUUUGAUAGACAACGGUGUCAUUGCUUUGGGAACCGAAGUCCAUUACCGGGGGACACAGUGUAGGGGUGUGAUUUUUCGUGAAGGGAUUAAGUGCCGGUGUUGCGGCGAGUGCUUCUUCCUCACUGCAUUCGAAAGUCAUGCUGGCAGCACCAAACACCGUCCGGCAGCCAAUAUUAUGCUAGAAGAUGGAAGGAGUUUACACGAUUGUCAAAAGCAGGUGAAUGUCAAGAGUGUUGACACAACGAAAGAAAAUCUGAUCGAGGGGGCUGUUGAUCAUGACAACCUUAAUAAUGAUAUUUGCAACGUUUGCCACUACGGCGGCGAGUUGCUUUGUUGCGACGGCUGUCCGUCAGCGUAUCACUCCCGCUGUUUGGGUAUCGAACUCCCUCCUCCGUCCGACGACUGGUUCUGUCCGCUGUGCCGUUGUGGGAACUGCCGCAGCGGGAAUUUCAAGAAUAUUUCGGUGGGUGGAGACUACUUCGCGAGUCUAGUCUGCCACCAGUGCGAGCAAAAAUUCCACUACUCAUGUUGCGGGGUGGUGUUUUCGCAGCAAGAAGGAUUCUUCUUUUGCAGCGAGAAUUGCAAACGUGUUUGUUUGGGUCUCAGGAAACUCGUUGGCAAACAGAUUCCAGUAGACAAAAAUGGUGGUAGUCUGACAUGGACGUUGCUGAAACCCUCAAACGAAAUCUGCGCCAAACUCAAGAAUGCUUUAAGUAUGUUGCACGAGUGUUUCGAGCCGGUGAUAGACCAUCUCACGGAAAGAGACAUAACAGAGGAUAUAAUCUUCGGGAGAGAGUCGGAGAUAAAGCGUCUCAACUUCAAGGGGUUCUACGUUGCUAUUUUGGAGAGAGAAGAGGCGAUGGUGUCUGUGGCUACGGUGAGAGUGUUUGGUGAUAAGGUUGCGGAGGUACCUCUGGUGGGGACCCAGUAUCUGUUCCGACGACAGGGAAUGUGUGGCGUCAUGAUGGAGGAGCUUGAGAAGCAGCUGAAGGUUUUGGGUGUGGAGAAACUGAUAUUGCCUUCGGCUUUGGAGGUUCUGCCAAUGUGGACUUCUUCGUUUGGGUUCUCAACGAUGAGUCUGGAUGAGAAGUUGAAGGUUUUGGAGUAUAAUGUUCAGGAUUUUCCAAAGAGUUUUAUGUGUUAUAAGUUCAUUACCACUGAGCAGCCCAAUAUCAUAAAUGAGGUUGGCGGAAUAUCAUGA
Humulus lupulus (European hop) is the source of this 1779-nucleotide messenger RNA. Its product is annotated as increased DNA methylation 1-like. The coding region runs from base 1 to 1779 and encodes 592 amino acids. The transcript has a single exon. Gene Ontology annotation, biological process: negative regulation of DNA-templated transcription. Gene Ontology annotation, molecular function: transcription corepressor activity. Lineage: Eukaryota; Viridiplantae; Streptophyta; Magnoliopsida; Rosales; Cannabaceae. The record is from RefSeq and is a predicted model, not a curated record.